CAAGCGUAAGCGAAACCGUAAGUAGAGCUUAGACUUAUGCGAAACCGUGGUGCAAGAUAUUUAUUCAGUCUGAACUCCGGUACUACAACCUGGUGUCUACCACGAGAAGAACAAUGUUGUUGUCAAUCGGACGCUCCUCUGCGUGCUCCUCCCUGAAGCCUGCUAUUGUGGCAUCCACGCCUGUUGCCUGUUGUUCAGCGUCGUUGCCGUGGAUAGCUAGAACCAGUGGAGGGGCCGCCACUUCGCGAGUUUUCGACAGCCCAGGGGUAUACUAUCCUGCUUCGGGUGCUGCACCAUCAAGUCAUUUUCGUGUCUUUGCACCUGCUGCUCUUCAACAGCAAACCCGGCACGGCUCGACGCGCACGUGCUCCAAGUCGAUUCUGAAUCACUUCUACUGCCACCUGCGCAUCCGCCGGCGGUGGCGACGGGCUUUGUGGAAGGGCACCAUGAAGUGGGACGACAGCAUCGGACAGGCCAAGAUCCCCGAUCUCAACAUUGAGGGCCACGAAAAGCACAAAAACAAGCCCUACAAGGGGAAAUUCGAAAAUUGCCGCUCGCAACGGGUCAUGUUCUACCACUAGUAGGAGAAGAUGAGGACGAUCAUGCUCAUGGUCAUGCUCACGUGAUGAAAUAAUCCAGUUAUUUUUCAUUGUCUAGUCGUGAUUGACACUUGAUUUCCAUUUGCCGCUCCUUCUGUGAAAAAAGAGAAGAUCCUAUGGUGCAAAAGGAGAAAAGAACCAACACAGAAAGCUUCUCAAGAUUAGGCCGCGAUUUAAACGUGGAAUAUGACGACCGACCCAUUUGUGGUCAUAAUCAAGUGCCGUCAAUUUUUCAUGUGGAGGUUAACUGCGGAUUCAUUUCUUGUUCACCUUCAAAACCGAGAACAGGUACAGGCUUACACUUACUUUAACAGCCAACUGCAGCCAGCUAUUUCAAAAU
This is a messenger RNA of Amoebophrya sp. A120, 939 nucleotides long. NCBI's taxonomy places the organism in Eukaryota, Dinophyceae, Syndiniales, Amoebophryaceae. The record is from the annotation of a GenBank genome assembly.